CCAACUUGUACAGUCUGACGUAAGCACGCAGCUCGACGAGAUCUCAACGACUGACGAGACUUCCUUGAUCGCUGGAAGUGGGGAGGUGGUCCUCGGCUGUUGGUCUGAGCAUAUUUGGACUUAGAGAAACCUUCGACAAUAAGUAUGACGAGGGGAAACCAGCGUGAGCUUGCCCGCGCAAAAAAUGCCAAAAAGAAUGAUAAGGGAAAGAAGGCCGAUGACGGUCUAUCUGCAGCUGCCCGCAAGCUAAGAGAUGCGGAGAUAAUGCAGCAGAAGCAGAAGAAGGCUGGCAAGCCGGGAGAUGACAAACCAGGAGAUGACAAACCUUCAACCUGAAACUCUUUCUGUCACAACAAUGGAUUUGCCCAUCAUGUCCCAGCUCUAUAAGAGUAGGCUAAAUCAUGUGUAAUUCAACACAAGGCUUGGCCCAUCAAUAUUUCUCCACCCUCUGGUGGACCAAAGGAAACACAUUUUUUCCCCUUCCUUUUUCUUUUGUUUCCUUUUUGCUUCGUUUAUCAGUCAUCUACAUCUGCCAGUGGAUCCUUUGAACAAAAUACUGGUGGCAAAUCUUAACAAGGAAAACUGGAUCCACAGUGCAGUUUUCUUUUUUGUAUCAAUAUGUAUCCAGUCAAAUAAAGUAUAGGCUUUUUAAAUGCA
Molecule: messenger RNA, 657 nt
Organism: Clupea harengus (Atlantic herring)
Lineage: Eukaryota; Metazoa; Chordata; Actinopteri; Clupeiformes; Clupeidae
Product: small EDRK-rich factor 2
Source: RefSeq, a predicted model, not a curated record